Molecule: messenger RNA, 3458 nt
Organism: Xenopus laevis (African clawed frog)
Lineage: Eukaryota; Metazoa; Chordata; Amphibia; Anura; Pipidae
Gene: znf217.L
Product: zinc finger protein 217 L homeolog
Biological process (GO): regulation of DNA-templated transcription; regulation of transcription by RNA polymerase II
Cellular component (GO): nucleus
Molecular function (GO): DNA-binding transcription factor activity, RNA polymerase II-specific; RNA polymerase II cis-regulatory region sequence-specific DNA binding
Source: RefSeq, marked provisional
GCCUUCCCAAAAUAAGAAGAGGCAGGUACAGCCAAUGCUGGGUACAAGGAGAUCAUUUUAUGAAGAGCUUUGGACAGUGCAUGAACCAGUGCCAUGCUUGUGAGCUACAGUCAUGCACUUUCUUGAUUUCUAAGGAUUCCUAAAGGAAGGCCUUGAACAAUCCCCCCCCCCCCAAGUUCUCCAACUUUCAGGGUAAAAAUGCCAGUCCAGUCCCUUUCAGAGUUUGAUUGCCCAGAUGGAGUGGGCAGUGCCAUUGGUUCUCAGAUGGAGAGUCCUGAUUCUUCCCUGACCUUAAAACGAACAAACACCAUUUCGCACAAGAACCUGCAUGAAACCUUUUUAAUGCAGGCAGAGGGAGACCUGGCAUUUGACUGCAUGUUUUGCGACCAGACCUACAAGCAUCACGAGGAUCUAGGAAAACAUGUAUUGGUCCAACAUAGGCCAACCCUCUGUGAACCAGAAGUCCUCCGUGUUGAGGCGGAGUACCUUGGUCCUCUGGAUAAGCGCCGAAAAGCUUCUGUGCCUCUGGUGAAAGAAGAGGUAAAAGAAGAGAUGAAAGAGAAGGAGGAGUUUGACUGUGAGGUUUGUGGUCAGACUUUUGAGCUUUCUGCUGUCUUGGGUGCCCACCAGAAGAAGCACAAAGAUUCCUUCACCUACUGCUGUACUAUCUGUGGGAGAAGAUUUAAAGAGCCCUGGUUCUUAAAAAAUCAUAAGAGAACCCAUACAACCAGAUCAGGGGCCAAAAACAAACCGCCUCUUUCUGAUGAAGAGAUACUGGCGACAAUAAAUGAUGUUGUUCAAGAUCAGAAGCCCAAAAGCGCAACAUCUCCCUAUAAAUUGUGCAUGAUAUGUGGGUUCUUCUUCCCUGAUAAAUGCACCCUCAUGGAACAUAGUAAGAUGCAUUCCAAGGAUUCUGGUUUAUCGGGGGAUAUUACAAAUCAUUCUGUCUCGCCCAAGGAGAACACCAGAUCAUCAGAGAAUUGCGAUAUAGAUGCUGCAGUCACCCCAAAGCAUGACUUCAUGAGUUUUAUAAACCUCAAUCCAACAGCUCACUCCACAAAGAAGGUUCUAGAUGUCGGCAAAUCCAUUGGAGAAUUAGAUCCGUUCAUCACAUAUCAGUCGUGGCAGUUGGCAACUAAAGGCAAAGUUGCCCUGUCUCUCGGCAGAGAGAAGGAACCUUUACUGGAAUUUAAAGCCGGUGCUGAUAAGCAUGGCAAUGUGAAGGGCAAUGCAGAUGCUACUCUACCUCAUAACCACGAUAAACCAGGGAACUGUGUUAAAGUGCCUUUGUUUGGGGGGAAGGAGGAGAAAUUGGCCACCAAGGACAAGCCAACUCUCUGUAGUUGUUGUGGAAAAAUCUUUAAAACCUACCAUGCCUUAGUUUUGCAUUCACGGGUGCAUCGAAAUAGUAGGAGUGAUUCGGAGUCUUCCAAUAUAAGUGGAGGAGAGGGGGCCUUGUUGGUUUGUGCAGCCAACGAGGUCUCUCAUGACCAAGCAGUCAGUGAUCCCAAUCCUGACCCUGUAGCCAGUCGGGUCACUCUACAAGAAGAUUCUGAUGAAGAUAUGGAGGAUACUAUGCAGACUGACAAACCUGAAGACGGUGAAGUCAGACUAAAAGCCAAAGGACUCCCUACCUCUAAAGAGUGCAGAUUCUGUGGAAAAACUUUUCGUUCCAAUUAUUACCUCAAUAUUCAUCUAAGGACCCACACAGGGGAAAAGCCCUACAGAUGUGAAUUUUGCGACUAUGCAGCUGCUCAGAAGACCUCUCUACGGUACCAUUUGGAAAGGCACCACAAAUUUAAGCCUGGAGACUCUAAUGCUCAUGUGAAAAGCAUUGGAAAAAACUCUCCCACUCCUCAGGGCACUGGCGAUCCUAUGCCAGUAGAUAAUCACGUCGGCAAUGAAGCCAGACCGAAGCAAACUAUUUCUAACCCUACCAAAAAGGACUUUGUAAAGGCAAAGGAUCAAGGAAAGUCCAGACAACCCUCUGAAAAUUCAGAAGGUAGGGAAGAAAUUAUCCCAAACAGAGAGAGAACCUCUACCCCUACCCAAGUGUUUAGCAAAGAGUUGCCAGUUCCACGUAGUGACCAACAAGUACCAAGUCCAGCUGACUGGAUUAUGGAGGAGAACGAUAGUUUGAGCCUUUGUGAGAAAGACCAUUUACUUCACAACUCACUUUCUAUAAAAGAGGAAGCACAGGACAAUUCACUUCCAAUGAAAGAGGAUGUAAAGCCAUUAAACCUUUGCCUAAAGCCUUCAAAUUCUUCGACGCCUUCAACAAACAGUGCCUUGUCCGUAAGCACCUGCCCCUACUGUAGCUACAAAUCCUUAUACCCUGAAGUAUUGAUAUUGCACCAGAAGCUGACCCACAAAAGCAAUUCUGAAGCCGUUCCAAAAAAUAUUCGGCCUAAAACUGCUGCUCAGAUGGCGGCUAUGAGAAGGACUGGUUGCCCUUUGGUGCUUCGUGGAGUGGAUGUUCCUCCCUUAACAUAUGGGAAAAAAUGCAAAACUCCACCAUCAGUGCAGCCCAAGAUUAACCCUGAGAGGCCUAAACAGCUUUCAUUUCUGCCAAACAAAGCUGCUGCAGGAUCAGAGAGCCCAGAACAAGGUCCAAAUAAACUGCACGUAAGACCAACUCAUGCUCCACCAUUGGUUAACCACAGUUACAUGCAGCCGGAUCUGCAAGGAAUUAGUCAUUUGCUUGAGCGUAUGCAGCAAAGUGAACAAAAUGUAACCGCUCGGGAUAUUACUUACCCUGGCAGAAACAGUUCUUCUGUACCUUCUUGGUCCGGGGAGUAUCCCUUCUCUAGAAUGCUAAACAGUACCCAACUAGAAAGUGGAGAGCCCUACUCAAAGAGGCUUAAGCACAAUACACCUAGUGCUGACUCUACCGUGUACCCAACAAAGACAGAUGUGGUCCUAAACACUCCGUACUCAAAACUUGCUAGCUUCCUUCUCCAGGAAAAAUCCUUGUUAAAUUCUGGAGCCCCUUUGUUGCCUCAUAGUGCGAGUAGUUCACAUGCUGUCGAAUCACGUUGGAGACCAAUCAUUCCUGCUCCUCCAACUGCUGGGCCAACCUACAGAGCACUGGAUCCUUCCUUUAGUCGCGAGCCUUCCUCCAUUACAGAAGCCAAAAGAGCACCUAUAAACCGGCAUGUAUCAAAGCGUGUGUUUGGACCAAAUGAAAAAGCCUAGAUUUCCCAGUUUAAUAAUGAUCCUCGUGUUUAUGGGGACUUUCCAUUGAAUUCCUUUCUGAAAUCUACUGAAAAUGAAGCGGAUUACUUCUACAAAUAACACUAAAAGUUUUUUUUCUUUCCCUCAAAUGUUUGUUUGCAGAUAUACUGUAUUAUAAAAGCCAUAGAUUGUUUUGUGUAUAUUUAUAAAUAUCUAUUUUUGAAUUUUGUUUUUCCUAAGAGACCAAAUAAAAGGGGAGACGCUGUACUAUUGUAUUGUUCCAA